GAUAUUAAUUUUUAAAUUUUUUUUUUUAAAUUUAUUAACGUUUUCUCUUUUAUCGUAAUGUCUUUAAAGCAAAGGUUAAGCUUUAAAAAAAGGAAAAGUGGUCUUGGUGCACAAACCGAGGAAGGUGGUAGUAGUGCAUCAGAAACGACCAAAUAUUUAAACGAUGAGGAGAUAAUACCAGGCCCUCCGGCGGAGGGCGAUAUGCCAACGUUUUUUCACAUCGGCUCAUUGGCCAAGCAAUGCCUGAUAUCUGGCUAUAAAAUUGGCACUUGGCAUAUCGAUUGCACUACUAAUGUUAAAGAUAAAGUUACUUUAUUUAGUUAUGGGUCUGGUAAGCCCGCUUUUCGCAAUGUUUGGGGCGGCGUUGGCAUGCGCCAGAAAUGGGGUAUCUUCGACAUGUUUCAGGUUUGGCAGACCGAUAACAUAAUGGGAGCGGUUGGUGGACGCUCUAAAUUAGUUGGCGGUACGGCGAAUGCUAUGUUGUGGGCCAUAUAUAAUCCACGCGACGGCUCUGGUGUCAAGCUUCAAGUGUAUUCCGGCUACGAGCAUUCGCCUAUCAAGUUUGAUUUGAUUAUUCCAGUUUUGAAUGUUCCAAGAUUUUUGGGCUAUGCGCUUUUACAUAUCGCCAAGAAUUAUCUGUUGGCAUUUCGAAUGGAUUAUAACUUUAGAGAAAGGGCCUUUGAUAAGCAUGCAAUAUGUGGGGGCUAUUAUAAUGGAAGCACCGAAUUGGGCCUUAAGUUCGAGGACUUCAAGGAUUGGCGAGGCUCCAUAUUCCAGAGAUUAGGAAAGCGCUGGGCUGUUGCCUUCAAGGCGGACCUUUACACUGAGCAGCCAAAAAAAUUUGCAGUUGGCGGCCAGUACCAAAUCAAUGAUAACUCGCUGAUUAAGGCAACGGUGCGCGACACUGGUUUUCUGGGUCUAGUCUACCAGUUAAACCUCACAGAAAACAUUGGAAUUACGUAUCACGUGGGCUUAGAGCUCAAAGAUCCUAUCAAGGGGGAGCAUAGAGUUGGUAUUUCGUGUAGUCUAAAGGCUUAAUUUGAAACAUUUUUAUUAAUUUAUACAAGAGAAAAAAUUCAUAUGUUAUCUAAAUGAAGUGUUGUGGAGCUGGAUUAAUUUUUAACCAGAUUUUCCUUGCCCCGUUCGUUGUUCCUCUGUUGAAGCUGAGCAGCACGUUUGGCCAUGCCAUCCUUCACCCAUGGAUGAGUCAUCACCUCCACCAGGCUGAUGCGACCCUGACUCUGUCGACGCAAAAGCUUUUAUGGGAGUGACAGAAUUGUAUAUUAAAGUCUUCGGCAAAAUAAAACAUCUAUAAUUUUUUAAA
Drosophila montana is the source of this 1324-nucleotide messenger RNA. Its product is annotated as voltage-dependent anion-selective channel-like. Gene Ontology annotation, cellular component: mitochondrial outer membrane. Gene Ontology annotation, molecular function: voltage-gated monoatomic anion channel activity. The transcript is spliced from 3 exons. The coding region runs from base 58 to 1038 and encodes 326 amino acids. Gene Ontology annotation, biological process: monoatomic anion transmembrane transport. The record is from RefSeq and is a predicted model, not a curated record. Lineage: Eukaryota; Metazoa; Arthropoda; Insecta; Diptera; Drosophilidae.